AUGGAUAGAGCAAAAAAGAAGUUGGCACGGCUCCAGAUUCUCUAAAACGGCUACAACUUUAGAUUCGCAUCGGCUAUCGAUGGGCUUCGAUCGUUCCACAAUCGUCCUGAGAUAAGUGUAGAGGAAAAAGUCUUGCCGGAACACUGCUGUUUUGCCAAAGUAGAAUAGACUUCAAUUUCCGUGUUAAUGAGACGUUUAGGUUGUGCGUCAUGGCUUUCCAGAAGACCCGCGAUGUAUGGCGUAUGAUCCAGUACAACGUCUUGUAGCCAUUGGUACAGGUCGUGGGCACAUAAGAAUGAUUGGAGAUGCUGGUGUGGAUUAUCUCUUGAAACAUGAAUCUGGUGAACCAGUACUUCACAUGCAGUUUUUAAUAAAUGAGGGUGGAUUGAUCACUUCAUGUGGAAGUGACUCAAUCCAUUUGUGGAACUACCGACAAAAGGUAGCCCAAACGCUUCUAACAAUAAUCGCUAAUCAAAAUUCAGACUGCUGAAAUUGUGCAUUCCGUCCAGUUAAGCAAAGAAUCAGUUACUGCUAUUCAUCUACCAGUUGCUGGAAAAUGGUUGUACAUUGGAACUGAUAAAGUAAGUGAUAACUAUUAAUCGUUAUUUAUGAUUUUAUUUCAGGGAAAUGUCUACUUUUUGUGUUUGAACAGUUUUCUUCUGAGUCCGUAUGUAAUUAAUUGGAACAAAGCAAUAGACCUGUAAGCCACGAAAUUAAGAAAACCGACAUAGGCGACAAAUUUGUAUGGCUCCGUAUCGACAACAUCAUGAGCGUUUUUUAGAUCAUGCCGUAUUCACCCGGGCCCAGUUCGACAAUUGUCAAUCUCACCGGUUGAAAAUACAAAGUUGUUGAUUAUCUAUGAUAAAGGAAUUCUGGUACAAUGGAAUCUGACAACACGUGAAGUAGAUCGUUUUCCUCUUGAUCCUCCAAUCAAGAGUAUUCAUUGGCAUUUUGAUGGUCGUCAAGUUCUCACUGGAAAUGUCGACGGUUCUAUCAGCCUGUUCAACCACAAAAAAUGUACGGAGCCACUGCAAAGAAUCACACCUCACGGCACUGGAUCGUGUAGACCAAUUCAGCAGAUCGAAUGGAAACAUAUAACAGAAAGCGAAAGUAUAAUUAUGUUUUCUGGAGGAAUGCCUGCAGAUGAUGGUCCCCCACUUCCAGCACUCACUAUUUUAAAAGGAGGCAAAUCAGCAACGGUUCUGGAAAUGGAUUGGCCUAUUAUUCAAUUCAUUCCACUUGCGCAGGUAACAAGUAGACGCGUAUUAUAGGGGCACCGCACAGAAAUGGCGCUCUGUUGAGAAGCUCUUUUCUCUGGCAUUUCAAUAUUAAUCUAAUCGUACUCGAGUUCUACGGCGGCCUAAUAAGAUUGAUAUGACACCUAAUUAGAUUAAUAAAUUGUCUAGCUAGAUUAAUAAAUCUUCUAUUUAGAUUGAUAUGUGCUCAAAUCAAGUUUCACGCCAACCGUCUGCUGGCUCAAAUCUCGAUUGCGCCAAGAAAAAACAGUCCAAUCUAAUUAGGUCGCGUUUAGAUCAGUAACUUUCUAAUUAGAUUAAUAUCGAAUUGCCAGAGUUUUGCAGUGCAAAUUGAGCGACCUCGGGGCCGAGUUUGAAAGGUUAUACCAUGUUUUCAGUUGAAAAUUACUUCGCGGCCUAGAAAUUCGGCCAGAUUGCGAACAGAGCGCCAUUUCUGUGAGAUGCCCUUAUAAUAUAUAUAUGUAUAUAUAUAUAUAUAUAUAUAUAUGAGCUCGGCAAGACUAUUUUGUCGAGCCGACACUCCCAGAAAUAAACGCAGGCAGUGCUCAGGAAAAAAGGCCCCAAUUCGGCACAAGCGCCUUUUUUUGUGUUGUAAACAGUCGAAAGUCCCAUUAUGGGUUACUCAGAGUAUGUUUUUUUUUCGUUUUUUUUACGUCAAAAUGCUCAAUUCACCGAUGUAAACUAACGAAGAACGGAAAACAAACAUACGCUGAAUGACCCAAUUAGCGUGUGCCAUAUAGUCUUUUCAGAAUAUUUGGAAUGGAAUCCCGCAAGCACCGCAUUCUGUUGCGGUUUUACUGAAACAUGAUUUCAUGGUAUUGGAUCUUGCUCAGCAAGGGCACCCAGUUAUCGAAUCGCCACAUGCAAUGAACAUUCAUGAAAGUCCAGUUACUUGUAUUUCAUACUUCUCGGAUUGUCCGCUAGACUUGAUUGGUGCUCUAACUCUUGUCGGAACGAAGCAGCGGAACAAGGAAUUCAGUCAACGGGUGAGAAAAAGCGUAAUGGGGUUAUUCAGGCUGUGA
Caenorhabditis sp. 36 PRJEB53466 is the source of this 2278-nucleotide messenger RNA. The record is from the annotation of a GenBank genome assembly. NCBI's taxonomy places the organism in Eukaryota, Metazoa, Nematoda, Chromadorea, Rhabditida, Rhabditidae.